Messenger RNA from Neurospora tetraspora, 786 nucleotides. RefSeq lists its product as uncharacterized. NCBI's taxonomy places the organism in Eukaryota, Fungi, Ascomycota, Sordariomycetes, Sordariales, Sordariaceae. The transcript is spliced from 3 exons. Bases 1 to 786 code for a protein of 261 amino acids. The record is from RefSeq and is a predicted model, not a curated record.
AUGUCGAACAACCCUUUUCACCAGCGAAGGAGAAAAACUGACAGCAUCAAGUUGCAGCUCCCAAAAGUACAAUCUUCACCCAAUCACGAAAUGCCUGAGCUAACCAGGCAUGAUGAAGACGGCACCUGCGAACAACCUCACAAAUCGAUAAUGGCAGAUCCGCCUCCCCCGAGCCUUCAUAACAACUCCGUCCAAACUAUCUCGCCUUGUCCUUCCAACACGCAUCUGACCGAAAACUCAAAGUCGUUGACCUCAAACAUUCAAGAACAACUUCCCUUCACCCCCGAAUGCGACUUCGAGGUAGAGGUCUUCCGGCAAUGGAAAGCCGGCCAUCCAGCCUACCAACAACUUCUUGCGCCUAGCGGGGAGAUCCACCAUACCGCCGCAUGUGACUGGAAUAACACUGCUACUUCUCCAGGUCAAGCAUGCACAAGCAUGACGGAUUCCGGCGUGGACUUCACGGUGCCGCCACAGUUCCAGGACGCAACAAACCAAGAAUGCCCCUUGCCGUCCACCGUCCUCCAGGUCUGCAAUAACCCCGACCAGUGUGCGUUGUCGCCCGACAUGGUUGAAGCCAUGCAGCGGUUUUCUGUGGCGCACAUCUGUGAAUAUGAGCAAGCGAAGAGACUGCUUGUUGAUAAGAUCGUCAACAAGGUCUUGCAGAAUGCGGCCCCACGUAUCAUGGCAUUGCUUGAGGAAGAACUCCAGAAGAGAGAGGAGGAAUUGGAUAUGGAGAUGGGUGAGUAUGAGGAGGAUGUAGACUCGAAAUUGGAGUCGAAGCUCUGA